This is a messenger RNA of Podarcis raffonei (Aeolian wall lizard), 2971 nucleotides long. RefSeq names its product GDNF family receptor alpha 3 (gene GFRA3). NCBI's taxonomy places the organism in Eukaryota, Metazoa, Chordata, Lepidosauria, Squamata, Lacertidae. Gene Ontology annotation, molecular function: signaling receptor activity. The transcript has 8 exons. Gene Ontology annotation, biological process: nervous system development. The record is from RefSeq and is a predicted model, not a curated record. Gene Ontology annotation, cellular component: external side of plasma membrane; signaling receptor complex. Bases 469 to 1743 code for a protein of 424 amino acids.
UUCCGGACGAGGUUCCACCGCUCACAAAAUUCAAAGGCAACAGGGGCAGCUCCGCCUCCUUGUGUGAGGGGAAGCGUCCUCCCAGCGCCAGAAACCAAACCCCAAGGCCACGACGGGGCUGACCCCGUCCCCUACUCUCAAUCCAUACCGCUACCCCACCCAGAGAGAGCAAGCGCCCUAGCGCGAGGCGGGCCAUUCCUGCCUCUCUCCGCCAGCGCGCUACUCCUGCGCCCCUCCCCUCGCGCGCCGGCGGCGAGUUCCCGCCUCCCGCUGUAGCGCCGCGCGCGCACCUGCCCAGCGCGAGCUGAGAAGGCGAGUCCCCGCGAAGGCGGGACGACGAGGGCAGGCUGGCAGCAGGUGGCCACGCGAGGCUGCCCAGUCCCCGCUGAACUAGCGGAGCAUGUGAGCCCUUCCCUCGCAAGACCGGCUCGGAGUGGAGUGACCGCGCGUGCUGCGCUUCCCUCCGCCAUGGGCCUCCCUUUGCUGCUGGGGCUGCUGCUGCUCUCCCGGACCGGAGGCCUCCUUGUUCUCUCUCUUGAUCAGCCGCACACCUGUAUAACAGCAGAGACCCUUUGCUUGGCUGAGCCUGCCUGCAGCGCCGCUUAUCAGACCUUGCAAAACUGUUCCCAGUCUUUUUCCAAGAGCAGUUUCCUCCCUGACCAAGAAACCAGGAACAGAUGCUUCGCGGCAGGAACAUUUGUAAGAAACAGUUAUUUUCAGGAAUGCAAGUGUCACCGGCGCACACGAAAGUUGGAGCAGCUGUGCCUGCGCAUCUACUGGACUCUUCAUUUUGAUGACUUUCAUUUAGAGGUGUCACCCUAUGAAGAUGCAGACAAUGAAGACUCUUCAAAGACCAAUUACAACAAACUGUCAACUAGGAUUUCAGCUAUGGAUAGGACAAAUCCCUGCCUGCAUGCCACAAACGUUUGCCACUUGAACCACAAGUGCAUGCGUCUGCGCUCACUCUAUGCCCAGACCUGCAGCACAGAGACCACCUGUGAUCGGCGCAGAUGCCACCGACACCUGAGACACUUCUUUGAGAGGAUCAGCGCGGAUUUCACCAAGAGCCUCCUCUUCUGCCCUUGUCAAGACGAGGUCUGUGGUGAGCGGCGCUGGAAUACCAUUGUCCCGGAGUGCUCUUUCCAGAGCAGCAGCAGCAGCAGCAAGCCAAACUGCCUUGUCCUGUUGGACUCCUGUCUGAAGGACAAUAUCUGCAAAUCCCGGCUGGCAGACUUCCAAGAGCAAUGCAAGCCUUCAGGCACAUCUUCAGAUGGCUGCUCUCCGCACAACCAUGCUGCAUGCCUGGAGGCUUACAUGGGGAUGGUUGGUACACCUAUGACCCCCAAUUAUGCCAGCAAUUCCAGUACUGAGGUCACACUGUGGUGCUCCUGCAAGGACAGUGGCAAUCAGAAGGAGGAUUGUGAGCAAGUCCUCAGCUCCUUUGCCAGCAACAGAUGCCUCAGAAGUGCAAUCCAGUCUCAGAUGAUCUUAAACCAGAGGAAUAUGGAGGUUCAGGAGCAGCUGCAGUUCACACCUUCCCUGAAUUUCCAGGGAGAUGCCACCAGCACAGAUGGCACAGUUUUCACUUCGGAAAUGCGUUGGGAAGCUGAGAAAAGUAAGAUGCAGCCAGAGGUCCUCAUGCAAGACGGAAGAUCAUUUCCUAACUCUGUCUACUCUGGAGCUCAUCUUUCUUCCCUCACUUUGACCUUCACGCUGCUCCUUCUGUUACUUGGUCCGCCAUAACUUCAUCUGACAUUGCUCCUGACUUGUAUUUCCAUGAGAAGGGAAACUGGACAUUGUUUCAUGCCAAAGAGGAAGCACUGACCACCGCGAGCCUCUUCCCAGUGCUCACCCCCUUCUGCCUAGAACUCUGCCACUUUCACUCGCUGUUCUAUGCAAUGUUGGCCUGCCUGUGAAAGGAGCAGGGGUGCUGGUUCUCUUUCCAGUGCCCACAAGGAAAAGAAAGCAGGCAGCUUGGAGAUUCUAGGGACCUAUUGCCUUCCAAUAUUUUUUAUUUUAAGAGGAAGGCACCCAUUGCCUCUAGACUAGCAAAUGAAAUGCUAUUUCUGGCUUCAGGCUUCUGCCCCCAAAUCUGGAUUCUCAACUUUUUGGUGGUGUUCAGGGCCAUGUGUGUACGCAUGUCCAUUUCUUUAGACAUACAAAACAAAACUUGACAGUGAUGCUAAAUUGUAUCCUCUGCACUUAACCCUUUCUGCCCCUUUGUUGUGACUCAUGAGACAUUUAACACCUCAGAGCUAGGCUGGGCUUCUGUAUUCAUCUCAGUAACUUUCCUGUCUGGUAUUAUAUGAGCCUUCUAGGCUUUCAUAGGAAUUUGCAUGCAGGCUUACUAAGAUUUUACCCACCAGAGUUUCCUCGGAGCAAUGAAGUCUCUCCCCUGAGCUGCAGAGCAAAUAUUUUUUUCCAUAUGUGGCUACCAAGCAUCCCUCCACAUGUGUUUCUCUACAUUCUGUAGCACCAGACAUUUAUCCAUAAUGUAAUAAUUCCAGAUGUAAAGAUUUGUGUGGUGUGAACUGCUGUUCAUUUGUGCUGCAGUGGAAUGUUGUCCAUUUCUAGGCACACAUUAAUAAUUCACACCCCCAUUGUGUCCCCACUUCCUUGUUGGCUGGCUUAAAUUUUUGGAAGAGGUAGCAAGCUAACUGCUGCAACCUCCCUGUGUUGCUGUUUGGUGGCUGUGAAAGAUGCAGUCAGUAUUGCGUCUUGUUUCUCUCCUACUCCCCAAGAAAAAUAGACAAUGUUGUGGUUGCCAAAGUUUCCUGCCCUAUAUUUGGGAGUGGGUGGGGAACAAGGGCACAAUCCAUCUUCCUGUGAAUGUUCUACCACAUCAACCAGUGACGACAAUGCCUCUGUGAAUUUCAUGUUUUUCUCAUCCAGGUAUGAGUUACUUAUUUGUGCCCAGUGAAGGGCUCCCUGUACUGCCCACCAGCAUAGGCUCUGUUUCUAUGUACAUUUA